AUGACGGGCCGCGCUCCCCCGGACGCCAGUCUGAGGCUUCAGUGGAUCUUUGGCUACAACGGCGUGGCCAAGCGGAACGUCCAGUUCCUCUCUGAGGACGUCAUCGUCUACUUCACUGCCGGCGUCGGCGUGGUCUACAGGCUCAAGGAGCGGGAGCAGAAGUACUUUCACGGUCACAACGACGAUAUCACAUGUUUGGCUGUGAGCGGCGACAAGUCCAAGGUGGCCACCGGACAGAUCGGGGAUGACCCCUACGUCUGUGUGUGGCACCCGCACACCAUGGAGACACUCUCCGUGCUCAAGGACGGACACAUGAACGGCAUCCGACGCGUCCAGUUCAACAGCGACGGAAAGCUGCUGGCGUCGCUGGGUAUGGACGAUCCGAGCACCCUGGUGGUCUGGAGCUGGCAGAGCGGGGUCAGCGUAGCCUCUAACACGGCCCACUCAGCGCGCGUGGUCGACCUCUGCUGGAGCCCCUACAGGGAGAACGAGCUGGCCACCUGCGGCGAGCACCACCUCCGCAUCUGGCAACAGCUCGGAAACAGCUUCAAGUCCCACGGGGCAGUGUUCGGGGACUCGAGCCGCGCACUGACGCCGGUCCGCACUGGUUCCAGGUCCCACGGGGCAGUGUUCGGGGACUCGAGCCGCGCACUGACGCCGGUCCCACGGGGCAGUGUUCGGGGACUCGAGCCGCGCACUGACGCCGGUCCGCACUGGUUCCAGGUCCCACGGGGCAGUGUUCGGGGACUCGAGCCGCGCACUGACGCCGGUCCGCACUGGUUCCAGGUCCCACGGGGCAGUGUUCGGGGACUCGAGCCGCGCACUGACGCCGGUCCGCACUGGUUCCAGGUCCCACGGGGACUCGAGCCGCGCACUGACGCCGGUCCGCACUGGUUCCAGGUCUCACGGGACAGUGUUCGGGGACUCGAGUCGCGCACUGACGCCGGUCCGCACUGGUUCCAGGUCCCACGGGGACUCGAGCCGCGCACUGACGCCGGUCCGCACUGGUUCCAGGUCUCACGGGACAGUGUUCGGGGACUCGAGUCGCGCACUGACGCCGGUCCGCACUGGUUCCAGGUCCCACGGGGCAGUGUUCGGGGACUCGAGCCGCGCACUGACGCCGGUCCGCACUGGUUCCAGGUCCCACGGGGACUCGAGCCGCGCACUGACGCCGGUCCGCACUGGUUCCAGGUCUCACGGGACAGUGUUCGGGGACUCGAGCCGCGCACUGACGCCGGUCCGCACUGGUCCCACGGGGCAGUGUUCGGGGACUCGAGUCGCGCACUUACACUGACCGGCGUUCUCUACAUCUCCGAGAAGACGCUGGUGACCGGCACCGAGAAAGGGCAGCUGUACAUCUGGAGGGACAAACAGCUGCACGAAAUCAUCGAGGAGGCGCACGAGGGUCCGGUGUUCUGUAUGGCGCUGGCUCGGGAAGGUUUGGUCACCGGAGGGGAAGACGGUCACGUGAAGAUGUGGACGGCCCACUUUGACGUCAGCAAAACGGUCGUAGCUCGCAGUCCGUCACUUCACAGUAAUGGAGCUGUAACAUCUGUCUCCUGGGACCACGGAAAGUUUCUAUUCGGCACAAAGCUGAGUGAGAUAUUCAUCCACCACGACGGGGUGAACGAGUGUUACAUGCAGGGUCACGGCAAGGGGGAGCUCUGGGGCCUGGCCCCGUUCCCGGAAAACUACAAAUUCGCCACCGCCGGAGAGGACCACACCGUUAGGAUCUGGGAUGUGGAGAAGCGGGAGCUGCUGGAGACCACGCGGCUCGACCUGGCCGCCAUGUCCUGUGCCGUCUCACCAGACUCGACCCAAGUCGCCGUCGGACUCAAAUUCGGCACCGUCGUCAUACUCAACGCCAAAGACAUGAGUGAGGAGGUGCGUUUCGUCGACCGUCGUGAGGACAUCUCGGAGCUGAAGUUCUCCCCGGACGGCUCUCUGCUGGCGGUCGGCUCUCACGACAGUAUUGUGGACCUGUGA
Molecule: messenger RNA, 1986 nt
Organism: Amphibalanus amphitrite
Lineage: Eukaryota; Metazoa; Arthropoda; Thecostraca; Balanomorpha; Balanidae
Product: echinoderm microtubule-associated protein-like 6
Exons: 15
Coding region: 1-1986 (661 amino acids)
Molecular function (GO): microtubule binding
Source: RefSeq, a predicted model, not a curated record